Molecule: messenger RNA, 1573 nt
Organism: Sorex araneus (European shrew)
Lineage: Eukaryota; Metazoa; Chordata; Mammalia; Eulipotyphla; Soricidae
Gene: BEAN1
Product: brain expressed associated with NEDD4 1
Exons: 5
Coding region: 386-1255 (289 amino acids)
Source: RefSeq, a predicted model, not a curated record
UUCUGUUUUGAAACGCUGUGAGCGGACAACAUGCGACCAGGCUUGAGCAGACCCACCUAAUCCACGAGUCACCUCCCCCCGCACCUCUGCAGUGGGUGAUCCGGGUCCCUGGGCUGCGUGUGCGUCUGGGCCACGUGACCGCGCAACAGCCCUGGCAAUCCUGCUCAACCUCCGCCCGCUCUCCGGCGCGCCCCCGCCUGCGCGAUCCGUGGCGCGGUGGCGCGCGGUGGCUCGCGAUGGCGCGAUGGCGCCCGCUAACCAGCCCCAUGGCGCUACCUACCCGCGCCAAGACUCCCCCGGGGCAGCACCUAGCCCCGCGCUGCCAUGUGCAUCGCAGGCUUCCAGGUGAGGGAGUACAGGGCCCUGCCCUGUGUGAAGUCAAAUCAUGGGCAAAGUGUCCUGUACAUCGGAUUACCCGCCCUUCCUGGGCGGCCCCUGCCCCACCCCGUACAACAGUACGGGCAACUACUACUCCACGUUCUCGGAGAAUGAGGAGCACAGCCACCUGCUGGUGUCGCCUGUGCUGGUGGCCAGCGCCGUGGUAGGCGUGGUGCUCAUCCUCUCCUGCAUCACCAUCAUCGUGGGCAGCCUCCGGCGGGAGCGGCAGGCGCGGCUGCAGUGGUACCACCAGCAGCGAAACCGUCACCGCCGCCGCCACCGCCGCCACCAUGGCGACGAGGAGUAUGACUUCAUGUCGGACGGACACAUACUCGGCCGCAGGAUGCGCUCCAUGUGCGGCACACUCGAGGAAUGGCCGAGGACCCUAGAGCUCAACUCUUGGGGAGAUGUGAACCCCGCGGUGCUCCGGGAGCUGUACCCAGAUGCUCCUCCUUCCUACGAGGAGUGCGUAGGGCCAGGGGCCACCCAGCUCUACAUUCCCACUGAUGCUCCGCCACCCUACUCGCUCACCGACGCCUUCCCGCCGAAUGGCAACCCGAAUCCGGGUGCCGUGGAAUCUGGCAUCCCGAAUCCGGUUGUCCUGCAGCCUGGCAUCCUGAAUCCAGGCACCCUGGAGCCUGGUGUCCUCAGCCCAGGUGCCCCGGAGCCUGGGGUUCUGGGUGCAGGCACCCUGGAGCCUGGCGGUGGCCCUGGUCGCCCCAGGGAUGAGCAGGUGCACAGCAUCUCCAUGGAUGCCCUGCCCCCUUAUGAGAUCCUGAUAAGCAGCCCCCGCUCCAGCCUGCUGCCACUGCCGGGGCCUGGGCCCAUGAGCCCCCCAGACUCACCCAGCCUCGCUCCAGGAGGAGUGCCUGAGUGAGCCAGCCAGCUAGGCCCUGUCAGUGCCUGAGGGAACCUCACCUCAUCUUUCAGAACAUGGACACACACACACACGCACACACACCUGUGCACACAUGCAGGCUUACAUGUACACACAGAUAUACACAUGAUACACAUGUGUACAUAAAGACACCCAACUUACACAGAUGCACAUUCUUUCACACACAGUGGUGCAUAUACAUGCACAUGAUAUGCACUGUGCACAUGCAUGUACACAUAUACAAACUGGCACACAUACACACUGGUACACAUACACACUGAUAUACGUAUACACAUACAUGUACUUGCUCUGGUACAC